Messenger RNA from Haliotis rubra (blacklip abalone), 1833 nucleotides. RefSeq names its product Bardet-Biedl syndrome 5 protein homolog. Gene Ontology annotation, molecular function: phosphatidylinositol-3-phosphate binding. The record is from RefSeq and is a predicted model, not a curated record. Bases 20 to 1042 code for a protein of 340 amino acids. Gene Ontology annotation, cellular component: BBSome; ciliary basal body. The transcript has 12 exons. Lineage: Eukaryota; Metazoa; Mollusca; Gastropoda; Lepetellida; Haliotidae. Gene Ontology annotation, biological process: intracellular transport; cilium assembly.
GGUGAGAUUCCGACUAAACAUGGCUGCCGACGUUCUGUGGGAAGAUAGAGAUGUUCGAUUUGACAUCAAUCCUAGUCAAAUGCGAAUGAGACCAGGAGAGAAACUUAUCGACAGACUUGAUGCAGUGGAAGACACAAAAGGAAACAAUGGCGAGAGGGGUCGACUGCUGGUUUCCAACUUGCGUAUUAUCUGGCAUUCCAUGUCUGUCCCAAGAGUCAACCUAUCAAUUGGUUUCAACUGUGUCAUCAACAUAUCAUCCAAACAAGCACAAUCUAAACUUAGGGGCACAACCGAGGCAUUAUUUGUCUUAACAAAAGCUGGUGCAACAAGAUUUGAAUUCAUUUUUACAAACUUGAUUCCAGGAUCUCCACGGCUCUUUACCUCAAUCAUAGCAGUUCACAGGGCAUAUGAAACAUCAAAACUGUACCGUGACCUGAAGCUGCGAGGGGCCCUGAUACAAGAGAAGCACCUGCGCCUCCUUCCCCAGGAACAGAUCUACAACCAGGUCAAUGGAGUGUGGAACUUGUCCAGUGAUCAGGGGAACUUAGGAACAUUCUACAUCACAAACGUGAGACUUGUCUGGCAUGCCAACGUGAAUGAGUCGUUUAAUGUCAGCAUACCAUACCUGCAGAUGAAAACUGUGAAAAUCCGGGAUUCCAAGUUUGGACUAGCUCUUGUUGUAGAGACCUCCACCAUGAGUGGGGGCUACGUUCUGGGGUUCCGCAUCGACCCUGUGGAGAAGCUCAAGGACACAGCCAAGGAGAUACAGAACCUCCAUCGUGUGUACAGCUCCUGUCCCAUAUUUGGUGUGGAGUUUGAGACAGAUGCUAAGCCCCAGACGAUGGAGGAGCUGACUCUGGAGAGAGUCACAGAUGACGUGGAGAUCGAGAAUGAUGGAGGCACAGAUGCAUUUGCUGCCUACUUUGCUGAUGGGGAGAAGGAGCGAGACCGUGAUCCUGUAUACUCCGAGGAACUUGGUCUGGCAGUGGAGAAACUCAGGGACGGUUUCACACUGUCUGGACUCUGGGAGGUGUUAGCAUAAUGGCCUGGUCUCUAUCACCAUAGCAACGGACUGGAAUCUAUUGUCAUGCCGACUCAGGUCUCGAUCUGUCACCUCAAUGACUGUCUGGUUUUCUUAGAGGUGAUAACAUGAAUGGCCUGUCGCUGUCACCAUGGUAACUGUCUGAUAUCUACUAUGAUGAUGUCUGUCUGGUCUGGUUACCAUGGCGACUUGGGUGUCAUUCUGUCACUGCUAAGGGUGUCAGGUUUCAUUUACCAUGAAAACUGUCCAGUCUCUUGGAGGUGAUAGUGUGAUGGCCUAGUCUCCAUCACCAUGGUAACUGUCUGAUGUCUGUAAUGAUGAAGCCUGUCUGGUUUCUAUUACCAUGGCGACUAUGAGGUGAUAGCAAAAUAACUGUCUCUAGGAGAUGUCAAGACUUAACUGUUACCAUAGUGACAAGGUUGUAUCUUUUAAGAAGGGAAAUAACCCUGACUUCAUCCUAAGAAAAUAUUUGUCAGUGAUGGCUGAAUGGUCCUGUCCUAUUUUCUGGUGACAGUGACACUUUAAGCGUGAGGUUCCUUAAAUAAGGACUAUAUUAGAAUGGAAUUUGUUGUUGUUGAUUUUUAUUUCACUUUUUUUCAGGUUUACAUACAGAUUGACAUAUGUAAAAGUAUACAGUUCAAUACAUACAUGUAAGGCUGAUAAUACUUCAGUAUAAUUGUACAGAGUCAAUAACAUUAUAAGUUGUUCACUGGUCUUGAGGGGGACAUGGGCUGAUUUACCCUCAAUGUUUGUUUAUGUUCCCUGAGCCCGAAGGGUGGGGGGACAUAAAG